Molecule: messenger RNA, 1875 nt
Organism: Suillus subalutaceus
Lineage: Eukaryota; Fungi; Basidiomycota; Agaricomycetes; Boletales; Suillaceae
Product: P60-like protein
Exons: 8
Coding region: 56-1384 (442 amino acids)
Biological process (GO): rRNA processing; ribosomal large subunit assembly
Cellular component (GO): nucleolus
Molecular function (GO): 5S rRNA binding
Source: RefSeq, a predicted model, not a curated record
UGACAUUUGCAGAACUUCAUCGACAAGAGUCAAGGAGGCUGGCUGCCACCACCAAAUGGCUCUCACAAAAAUCACCAAGGUCUCUUCUACUUCAAAAUCUUCUAUCAAAAAAAACGCUGCGCCUGGUGUCGUCCGUAAGGGCAAGAAGGCAUGGCGAAAAAACAUUGAUAUACAGCCUGUGGAACAGGGCCUAGAGAGUCUGCGUUCAGAGGAGCGAGUCAUCGGUUCUACGCUACAGAAACAGACAGACGAUCAAUUAUUUGUUGUAGACACCAAAGGAGAUGAUAAAGUCCGCAAGUCGUUACCGCGGUACUCUAAGGCUGAGUUGACUUCCACGAAAAUACUUUCCCAACGAUCUGCCAUUCCUGCCGUGUUUUCUCGCCCAACAAAAGACUCUAUACCAUCACGAUCAAAAGUCAGUAGAGCUGACAAGGAGCGCCUUCUUCGCAUUGCAAAGCGGCCCAGAAAGGGUCCAUUCAAUGCGAUUAUGGACCACACAGAGUUUGGUGCAGGGAGUGCUUUAAUCGAUGUUAGCGCUGCUGUGAAACAUAGCGGUUCUUAUGACCCAUGGACUGCCGAGGAGGUGGAAGAAGUAGCUGAUGGAUUAGAGCAUACGAAGAAACCCAAGAUCAAGCGCCCGGAAUUAUCUCAUCCCCGUGAUAUCAUAGAAGUUCCUGCUGUGUUGGAGCCACAUCAAGGAUCAUCAUACAACCCCCCUGCCGCGGCACAUGAUGAGCUUAUUAGGGAGGCAUGCAGGCUGGAGCGACGUAGACAAGAUGAAGCGGAUCAAUUAGCCGAAGUUCGACGCAAGGUUGCCGAUGCACGUGCACUUGCUACAAAUGUCACGGAGGGCCUUCCACUUGGAAUGACUUUGGACGAGAUACCUACAGAUGACGGCGAACCAGUCCCACAGCACGAUGCGGUUGUACCCAAGAAACCAUCGACACGUAAAACUAAGCAGCAACGAGCAAAGGCGCUGCGAUUGCGCGAGGAGAAACGAGCCUUGGCAGAAAAGGCGGCGAGAAAAAAAAUGCUUGCCACGAUAACAAUGGUUAAAUCUCUCCGUUCAACUGCGGAGAAAGUUGGCCAACAACAAAAUCAAGCGCGAUUGGCAAGGCAGUUGGCGCUGAAGAUGAAGCUUAGAAAGGGUCUGGCUGGCCAACGGCUAGGGAAAUAUAAAGUUCCUGAAAAUGAAAUCGAGGUUCAGAUUGGGGAGGAUCUGAGCGAAAACCUACGAACGCUAAAGCCCGAGGGCAACUUAUUCCGUGAUCGCUUCCGUAGCAUGCAGCAAAGAGCCCUCAUCGAGCCUCGCGUACCCAUCCUCCCAACCAAGCGAGCGAAACUGAAAGAGUUUGAGAAACACGCCUGGAAAAGAUUUGAGUAGCCAGUAUUAUCCUUUUCUUAUGUCACCGACCUUCGAGUGUUGACGGGACGCACUUGUGUCCAGCGCAUGUUGUACAUCAAUUGCAUCUCAUGACGCGGUACCUGUACCUUUUGCAGUAAGUUUGGUGAGAUUUCGUAUUUCUGCGACAGGGCUUGCCCUCAACUCAUCUCAUCUCCCUUACUUCUGUGGGCGCGGCUCUUCGGCAAGACGUGCAUGUUUCUAUGACGCGAUAGGAUGCUUCGGCGCCAGUCACAAUAAUCCCCCGGUUCAGCGCGUCGGUUAUAUCAGAGUUAAUGGUCAGCUGAUUAUUGCACACGUCACGACUCGUGGAGGUGGACGGGCACCCAUGGAAAUCAUGUCUUCAGCAAAAAGACGCAUGGAUGCUGACCUCUGAACACCUCCGAGUCCAUCAUCACGCUUGGAUUGCUGAAUCUUUGAAAUAUCGAGACACUGCGUCUAGUAUAAGGAUGUACAUGUUUGGGUGUUGUACG